GAUAUCCCAUAAAAACUCAGCACAUAUACACCAAGCAUUUUGUAAGAAGACACAGAGGGAAUUCUGUGCAUCAAUAAAAAGCAUGAAGUUUGAUGAUCUAAUUACGGAGAUCAAUGGUUUCGGCAGGUUCCAGAAGAUGAUUCUUUGCAUCAGUUUUGUCGGACGAUUCACUAUACCGUGCCACUUUCUAUUAAGCAACUUUAUCGCCGCCAUCCCGUCUCACCAUUGUGACAUUAGCUCUCUGGAGGCUGAGGGAAUUUUUGGGAAUUUGAGUCGGGAGCAGAAACUGGCUGCCAGUAUUCCAGUGCAGGACGAUGGUACUCCUGCUUCUUGUUACAUGUUUUCUUAUCCUCAGUUACAUCUAUUGCCAAACUCCUCCAGCAGCACAGAAGGUCCUGUAGUGGAGUGUCCGAAUGGAUGGGAGUUUGACAACAGCACAUUCAUCAGCACUCUCGCAACACAGUGGGAUCUAGUAUGUGAUAACAGAGGUCUGAAUAAAGCUGUGGCCACAAUCUUCUUUGUCGGAGUGAUGUUUGGAGCAGCUUUUUUUGGAGGCAUGAGUGACAGAUUUGGGCGUAAGCCAAUGCUGCUGGUGUCGUAUAUAUCAGGAAUGGCUUUUGCAUUGGCCAGCAUCUUUUCUUCCUCCUUCAUCAUGUUUGCAGUGCUGAGAUUCUUUAGUGGAUUCACCAUCACUGGCAUCGUUAUCAUCUCAACCAUACUCAAUGUGGAAUGGGUGGACAUUCAGCACAGGAGACUAGUAUGUAUAAUUGACAGUAUGGCAUGGGCUGUUGGGAGCACCUCAUUGUCUCUUAUUGCGUUCUGUAUCAGAGACUGGAGAUGGCUGACUGUGGCCGUCACUUCACCUUUACUACUGUCCACAGUCCUCUGGUGGUGGGUUCCAGAGUCGGCUCGGUGGCUAAUAGCCAAUGGGAAGGCAGAAAGAGCUCAUUUUUAUCUUCAUAAAUGUGCUGUCAUGAAUCACAAGGAGGAAGUUAUCUCAAGAAUCACACCUGAGGCUCUCUCUAUCAUAAUAACAGAUCAAGGAAAGAAAAAAUAUUCGUACCUGGACCUUGUCAGAACCCCUAAGAUUAGGAGACUGGCUAUGCUCACAGGAACCAUUUGGUUUUGUGUUGCCACUAUAACCUAUGGUAUAAGCCUCAACAUCACAGGCUUUGGACUAAAUAUGUACCUCACUCAGUUUGUGUAUGGGGCCAUUGAGGUUCCAUCUAAACUGCUCGUAUAUUACCUGCUGGAGAAGAUCGGCAGACGUAAAACUGAAGCAGGAGCUCAUCUAUUGGCUGGAAUCAGUCUUAUGAUCAACAUAUUCAUACCCAAAGAUCAGUGGAUUGGUCGUACAGUGGUGGCAGUACUGGGUAAAGGAUUCGCAGUUGCUGCUUUUUCUACAAUUGUAUUAUUCAGCUCGGAGCUUUACCCCACUGUUCUCAGGCAAAAUGGGAUGGGCUAUAACUCGUUCCUGGCCCGUCUGGGUGUGUCUGUGGCUCCUCUAGUCCUGCUUUUGGACAGUUUCUGGGGUCACUUCUCUCAGACCAUCCUGUGUUCUGUGGCAUUUGUCGCUUGUCUGGUGGCUUGGCAGUUACCUGAGACAAGAGGCAGGUGUCUACCCGAGACCAUAGAGGAUGUCGAGGGUACUGGGAAAAAUCUCAUUAAACAUCAUGACAAGCAGGAGGACGUGGAGAAAAUGAAAAUGAAUGAACCCACUGAAGACCACUAAGAUUUGUGUACUUUCAAUCCUUUUACCAAAUGUAUAAUACAAACUGAUGUUCUGUUAUAGUGUCAGUGGUGGAGGAAGUACUGAAUCUCAGUACUUAAGUAAAAAUACAAAUAACCAGAUAAAUAUUUACUUUAGUAAA
Pimephales promelas (fathead minnow) is the source of this 1871-nucleotide messenger RNA. It is a transcript of the gene slc22a7b.3, whose product is annotated as solute carrier family 22 member 7b, tandem duplicate 3. NCBI's taxonomy places the organism in Eukaryota, Metazoa, Chordata, Actinopteri, Cypriniformes, Leuciscidae. The record is from RefSeq and is a predicted model, not a curated record. Gene Ontology annotation, molecular function: transmembrane transporter activity. Gene Ontology annotation, biological process: transmembrane transport.